AUGCGCGCCGCGGACGUGUUUCGCGUGCUGGUCACGACCGACUCGCACCUCGGCUACAAGGAGCGCGACGCGACGCUCGGACAGGACGCGUUCGACGCGUUCGAAGAGUGCCUGCAGCUCGCGGAGCAGUUCGAAGUCGACCUGCUGCUGCACGCAGGCGACUUGUUUGACUCCGGCUCGCCCUCGCAGCUGACGCUGUACAAAACCUUCGAGCUGCUGAGCCGUUACUGCCUGGGCCAGAAGCGGCACGCUUUCGUGCACGAACGCGCGCCGAACGCGCGGCCGCUGAACGUGGACCUGUCGCACAAAGUCUCGGUGAAGCUGCCGAUUUUCACCAUUCACGGCAACCCCGACCCGCCGCUGGCGCUCGGCGGGCAGCGCGUGUCCUCGAUCGACGUGCUCGCGCAGCUAGGGCUGCUCAACGACGUCGGACACGCCUUCCGGAACGCAGAGACCUCGCUGGUGCAGCCGGUGGUACUCCGCAAGGGCGCGAGCGCGCUGUGCCUGUACGGCCUCAGCCACACGCGCGACGAGGCGCUGAACGAGUUGCUGCGCAGCGGGCGGCUCACGUUCCUCGCGCCGACGGACCGCGAGAACUCGUUCUGCGUGCUGCUGCUGCACCAGAACCGCUUCCAGAAUGGCUGCGCGCUGAAGAAGGCGAUGUGCUUGGACCAGACGCUGAUCCCGCAGUUCAUCGACUUGGUCGUGUGGGGCCACGAGCACGAGUGCUGCAUCGUGUUCGCCAAGAGCGAGAACGGCAGCUCUUUCGUGACGCAGCCGGGCUCGACCGUUAUCACGGCGCUGCGGCAGCCGGAGACGGUGCCGAAGAGCGCGCUGCUGCUGGAGCGGUUUAAUGGCGUCGACUUUCUGCAACAUACGCGCAACUAUUGGUGGGCUUCGUAUGUCGGGACCGCCAUCUACCUGCUCGCUUUGUACUUUGGGACUCAGUUCAUGCAGCGUCGCAAAGCAUUCAACAAUCUCAACGGCUUGUUGAAAUACUGGAACUUGACGCUCGCGAUUUUUUCAUUUAUCGGCUGCACUCGCAUUUUGCCGUACCUUCUCUACUAUAUGUAUAGAAGGGACACAAAGUGUUUGUUGUGCGUGCCGCCUCAGUUCACGUAUGGCCGAGCCGCGCCGGGGCUUUGGACAGCGAUUUUUGUGUAUUCGAAGUACCUCGAGUUGUUUGACACUGCUUUCAUCGUUCUUCGAAAAAAACCUUUGAGUUUUCUUCAUUGGUACCAUCACGCUACUGUUUUGGUUUUCACCUGGCUGGCGUACGUCAGAGCGAUGCCGGCAGGCGUAUUUUUCGUUUCUAUGAACUACUUCGUUCAUAGCUGCAUGUACUUUUACUACUACCUCGCGUCAUGCGGCAGAAAGCCGCAGUGGGGAAUGAUUCUCACGAUUUUCCAAAUUACGCAAAUGAUAUGCGGAUGCGUCAUAGUAGCUACUUACGCAAUGUACAUGGCGCAGUCCGAGGCGUUAGCCUUAAGCAAUUUGGAUCGAGUUGUCGAUGUGACUGCUGAAAAUCUUUGCGCGAAGAGCGCUGUAACGAUGGCUACCGGAGCCAUCAUAUACGGUAGCUACUUGUAUCUGUUCACGCAGUUUUUCAUAAAUCGGUACUUGUCUAAGCGCAAGAAAAACUAA
This is a messenger RNA of Dermatophagoides pteronyssinus (European house dust mite), 1644 nucleotides long. Its product is annotated as elongation of fatty acids protein 1-like. Lineage: Eukaryota; Metazoa; Arthropoda; Arachnida; Sarcoptiformes; Pyroglyphidae. The record is from RefSeq and is a predicted model, not a curated record.